CGAAACUUAUGGGAUUGACUGUAUAUCGAAUAAAUACGAAUUCGAAUGAAAAAAUAAAUUACAAAGUUCGGGAACUUGUAAGGUUAUUUAAACAACUCUCGAGCGCUUGAAAUUCGGUUAAGAAAUAAGUUAAAAGGGUCAACCACCUCCCAGAGGGAUACUUGAACGAAAGGAAGCUCUCGUUUCUUCAAAGUUAAGACCUACUCCCUUGUACACGUCAAACAUAAUCACACCGAAUCAACCAGGUGUAUUUGAAACCGCGACUAGUAAAACUUAAAAGACAACCGUAGUCAUAGAUAGUGAACGAACCGUAGUCCAAGUUCGUUGUCGUCCGGGUAUCUUAUGAUUCCCAUAAAAAACUUCAAAAAAGUAAAAAAUGUACACCAAGUACAUGAAAAAGUGGAGGACUUAAAGAGUAAUCAUAGAAAAAUAGAAGAUGUCCGUAAAAAAAUUCAAGAGAGUAGAAAAAGAUGUGAAAUCGAAAUGAGCAGCCAGUACAUGAAGAUCCUUUCCAGUAAAGUGCAAGGUGACACUGUGUAACAUAAUAUGAAAUUCGGUGCUUUCCAACUAUGCGCAGCUAAAAUCCGGGUAUCUUAUGAUAAUUCCUAAAACACGAGUUCAUCCAACUCGGCCCUCCCCGGAAAAGAGGGGGCGAAAGCCCCGAGUAAUUAUAAAAAUUACGUUCAUUUAAGCGGUCACGUUAACUAACCGCCCUAUUGAACGAGUCAUUCAACGCGCCAAAGCUCAUCCUCGGCUAGCAGCAGCGGUGGCCACUGGUCCUCGUUCGUUUUCUAUUCUAAUUCUGAUGCUAUUCUAGUCCGCGAACGCCGGCCAAUGGGCUACGUCCGCCAGUGAACGUUCCUCUCCACGAAAGGCCCCUCUGCGCCCCCUUCCUCGUGUCAACCGCAGUCGUUCUCGAGGCAUCGCGUGCGCUAGAUUAUCCGACCACAUCCUCCUUUUAUCCGACUGGUUAUCAGCCGCGUUGCGUUUAUCCUGAUAUACCGAUAACAGCGGGAGAAAGGAGCCGAGGAUCGCGAGAAACUACCGCCGCAGACCGGUUGCCCCGAAAGUGUCGAGGAGAGAGAGGGAGAGGGAGAGGGAGAGAGAGAGAGAGAGAGAUUUCUCGGUUUCGCAAAGAGGACAAGGAUAGAGGAGUGUUCCGAGUGAAAGAGGGUGCAAGAGCGUGGUCCAGAAGUCGUCCUUAUCGCGUUUCGGGGAAGCGAAAGAAGACUCCGAGGUUGCGUUGGCGACGACAGUGUGACUUAGAGGUCGCUGAGGGGGAGAGAUGCAGUGGCGUCGACAUCGAAGGGUCACCCACGUGAUCGGCUCCUCCAAUCACGUUCUACUAUUAGCGAGGUACCAAGACGCUCCGCCCAGCGAGGAGGACGAGGAAGAGGGAUUGCGAAACGGAUACAUGAAAGGCCAGGAAAAUGACACUAGCUCCCGUAGCUUCGAUCGCCAUGGACAGAGCGGUUACAAGACGUGGAGGUCAUCUAGCGGCGGCGGCAGCAGUUAUGCGAGCGGUGGGACCAGGUCCCACAAGGACGACUCGUCCGGCUCGCCGUCCCAACCCAAGAUCAUCUUCAACGAGGAGGAGUACACGAGGAUCACGACGCCUCGACAGGACAUGCUGUUCAAGAAGGGCUAUCUAUCGCGCAAGAAACCGUGGACGAGCAACGCCAGCACCAGCGCGACCCCGUCCACCACCGAGAGCCAAUCCGCUUCGCACUCCACCGCAGGUAGAGAUGGCAGCGAAACUACGGAGGAUCAGCAGCUGUUGGACAGGGACUGCAGCGCCGGCGAAUACCCACCGAUGAUGAAAUCUGGAGCGCACUUGGGCUACGGAACAUUUUACGACCACGCCAGUGGCUACUAUUACGAGUACCCUGUGAUGUUGGUAGGCCCUGCGCCAGUGCCUGCGCAGGUUGGACCGAGCAUCCUAGCGGCCGUACCUUGCGAUCCUGUACCUUUGAGGCCGAUCGAAUGGAUCAACCCUGCCUUUGUACCUAAACUAGCCGAGCAACAGUACUGCAUGAUGGACUACCAGACUGGCCAAAGCACGGAAGACUCGACUCUGGUGACGGAGCAGGAGACCACGCUGUUGCCAGUGGAAAACUCCAGCGGGACAUGCAACGAAAGCUGUACAGGGAGCGCCAGCUGUAACGGAAGCGUGGCAGGCGAAGCGGAGGAGCAACCGACGGAAGCUGAAUCUGCGACGGAGAAUCAGAUCGAGGAGCACCAGGCGGAGGAACGAACCGAGGAGCACAUGGAGGAGCACCUGGAGGAGCAGUACGUGGACGAGCAGGCCGUGGAAGAGCAACCGUUGGAGAACGGGCUGAACGGGGGACCGUACCUGGAGCCGGUAUUGCUGCAACAACCGAUGCACGUCUCGCACGUGAUACCGGUGCCGCAACCGUACAUGUACCCCGGUCACUACAUGUUCGGUCCUCCAUUGGUCAACCUGAACGGUGUUACCAUACAGGGUGGACCCAUGAUCAGAACUACAGACGUGGCGGCUAUGUCGGCGGCCUGUGCCAAGCGAAGAAAGAAAAAAAAGAGAAGAAAGCCAAGGAGACUUGCUGUGGGUAACACGGAGGACGAGGAGGAGGGAGAGUACAGCUCCGAAUGUGAUACCGGUUUACCGUCUUCCCGACUGUCGUGGACAGAGUGUUCGACUUCGACGACGACGACGAUCACCAAUCGGCCACUGAACCCUGAAUGCCAGGAGUUCCAGCUGCGCCCGAUUGAGCUCGAUGCCUCGCUGUCCGCUAUUCCAACUUCCGCCAACUUGUCGACCUUUGAGGAGGGCUCGAGCGCGAACCAAUCGAGCACGUUGUCGUCGGACGCGACGUCCGUCGACAAGAACUAUAAAGCAUGCAACGGCGUCGUCUCCGACGACCAGAAGCAGGAGGACGAGCAACUGACGGAUAGCAAUUCCGGCCAAGUAGCGGGAUCGGAAAAGAGUCAACAAACGUCGGAGGACGGCGAUCUUGAGACGGAAACGAACGGCCCGACGCUUUGUCUAACAGGGAAAGACGAUACCUGUCCGACGAACGAGCUAGCCAGCGUCGAAUCUCCGAGCAGCGAAAUGAAUGAUAAAGCGAGUACCAACGAACCAUGCGAACGAUCGACGGAAGAACCGAUGAACGGGGUCGAGGAGACCCUGGUGAACGGAAAACUGAUGAACUCCAGCAACGAGGAGACCCAGGAGGAACCAUUGUCUCCGUGCAACGAUGAGAGAACGCCCAAGACUGCGGAGAACACGGAGAACCACGAAUCCUUAACGAAUGCUAAAUUGCCGAAGAGGAAGUACAACGCGAAGGGCACGAAAUUCGUUAGGGAACCGACGCCUGGGCCCGAUCUGGACGGCUUCGCGGAUCUGGAGAACGUUCUGGUGAACGAGAAAAUCCUUGCGAAAGAUAAAGUCACGAACGAUCUGAGUCUGAACGGUGUUAGUCUGUCGAACGAUUCGUCCCCGAAGACGGAGUCGACGGUGAACUCUUGCGAGAAGACCGAGAUGUCGAACAAUGUUUGCAAUCACCUCAACAAGGGCGACCCGGUGGAGAUAUCGAACGAGGACUCGGGUUUCGAGAGUCAGACGCGGCUGUCGGACUAUCCCAUUACGGAAGCGGUGACGGAGUGGCUGCGUAGAGCGAACUCGCCCGACGUGUUCAUCACGAACGCGUCCGGUAGCGAGAGUGAGGACGAGGUGGACGAAGAGCCGCCAAAAAACUUGCAAGGCAACCCCAUGCCUGCACUAUCUGCUAAUAGCGGCGCGGACAAUGUGGCAUUGUCUGGCUGCGGGGAAUUCGCAAGGAUCAACAACGCCAGGGGCCAGGAGAAGAAGGGGAACGGCGGUUCGAGGAAAAAGAGGGAUGGAAAACGACGGUCAGGUGAACAAAGACGGGUCAGACACGUCGAGGGCAAGCCGGAGAACGAAGCCGUGUCCUCGUCGGAUUCCUGCGGCCAGCAGGAAGUUCCCUCGAGGAGGAAGAACCCUGCCAGACAGCAGGACGUUGGUGAUGUUUGCGAAUUUGCCGAGAAGGAUAGCGUUGCGGGUAUGAGGGUUGCUUUAAGCUCUCGGAUGAUGGACUCGAAGAGAGUCAAUGCAAGGCGAACGAAAAGACAGGGCAGAUCCGUUAAGGAUCCCACCGACAUCGACGCGAAGAUACGAUGCAUAGAGGACGUGGACGACGAGGGUAUCGAUGAGGAUAUCGAAGAAAACGGAAAGACGUUCGAGAAGGAAGAGAAGUUGUUGACGACUUCCAGGGAUGAUCCUUCCGCGAUCAGCAAAAAUGCCAAGGAAACUACCAAAGAGAGCAAUGGAAACGACGUAGAAGAGACCAACAGCAGAACGCCAAAGAACGAAACCGUGUCCUCGUCGGAGGUUUCCUCGAGAAGGGAGAAUCCUGCCUGUCAGGAUGUCGGCGAGGUUUGCGAGUCCACCGAAAAGGACACCAUCGCUUCGAGCUCUCGAACGAUGGACUCGAAGAGAGCCAAUCCAAGGCGAGCGAAAAGACAAAGCAGAUCCGCUAAGGAUAUCUCUAACAUCGACGCGAAGACGCGACAUUUGGAGAAUGUAGACGACGAAAACGACGAGGGCAUUGUCGAAGACACGAACGUGAAGACCUACGAGAAAGGGGAGAUCGUUGUGUCGAGAGAGGGGAAGUUGUUGACGACUUCCAGGAACGAUGCUUCCACUAACAAAACGGUCCCCAAGGAUAGAGAGAUCGCCAAGGAGAGCACGAGGAGCAGCGAGGAUGAGAACGAUAGGACGAAUUCCUUGUGCAGUAUAGAGGAGCCUGAUGUGUUGGAGUGCUGGGAAGCUGAAACGAUCGAACCUGUGAUAACCCCGAAGAGGAUGCUCCAAUGUCGGGGUGUGUUGUGCGAAGGCGAAGCUGUCGAAGAGGACACCAUCGAGACCAAAGAAGCCAGCGUGGAAAAUUGCGUGGAAAAUUACGUGGAGAAUUACGUACAGAAAUACUAUAGAUUGGCGCGCAACAGUGUUACCAGCGUGGAGGAAGAGACGAGCUGCAAGGUAAACGUAGAUCCGUCUGCAUUGAAGCCAGUGCCAAAUAGUUCCGAGCAAACGAAGAAUACGGAGAGGAUCCUCCAGGGGGAGAAGAGCAACAACGUACCCAUCGACGAAGCUUUCGAGGUAUACGAGAGCUGUUACACGGGAAAGACCCCGUUUCUGGGGAUCGAUGCGAAAGUUUUCAAGUCACGAACGUUCUACGGCCAGAAGGGCGAAGGUCCCGUACCAUGCAAACCCGUCUGUUGUAACCUUCAAUGAUCGUUGCGAGCAUUUCUCCGCAAGGACACUCGUGGAAAAUUAUAAUCGACGGUACAAAUACAGUGAUCUCAUGUUUGUUUUUUUUUAGGAUACACUCCUUUGUGCUGAUCCCUGCAUACCGAAACUGAAGAAACAGACGAAAAAUCGAGAUCAUUGCUCAUCGCAUUCAUCCAAAGAUCAUAGUGUGUUAGACAGCCGUUAUCGUUUAAACAACCUGUAUUGUUUCUAGAGA
This is a messenger RNA of Hylaeus anthracinus, 5525 nucleotides long. RefSeq lists its product as uncharacterized. The transcript has 6 exons. Lineage: Eukaryota; Metazoa; Arthropoda; Insecta; Hymenoptera; Colletidae. The coding region runs from base 1286 to 5293 and encodes 1335 amino acids. The record is from RefSeq and is a predicted model, not a curated record.